GUCAGACUGUCACCGAUUUUCUUUUUUUCUAUACAUGUCGCAUCCCGGCCGUGCCUAGCUGUGCCAAACAAAAGGCAUCAUGGCCUCACGACGAGAGGCUGGCUGGCAGUACACACACGUACAAAGGGGAAGCAGGCAGAUGCACAUGACACAGCACACAUGUCUGGCUGAAUACAUAGCUGGGGCACAGACAUGAGACGGAGGGCCAAAGAGAGAGAGGCAUCAUAGAGCUGGAUAAAAGCCGAAUGCACCCAUACAUUAGCCAUCAAAACAUACCAUGGUGAGAAACCACGAGCAUCACUCAAUCAAGCUGACCUCUGCCUCACUCUCACACCACACUUAACACCUCCACUUCGUCAGCCAUAAAUGCCGCACUGCCCCCAAGCAAAGCAAUCCCAUCCUCAUUCAUCACCCCCACAUAGCCAUCAGGCACAUCAUCUCUGAGGAUGAUCUGACGGCAGCUGCGCAUAUCAUCAGCAGCGCCACCCUGAUGGCCCAACCACAGCCACCUACCGAUCGUCAGCUUCGCCUCGUCCACUGACCCCUCCCGCCCAGCCACCCACACCACCCGGCUGUAUUCCAUCAUGAUCUUGGGUGUGUGGAAAUGGCUGGCCAGUGAGAAAUCCCCCCCAUCGCAGUCGUACAUGUUCUCGCCGGUCGGGUCAUCGGGCAGCUGGAUCCCGGCACUGAUGAAGACGCCGAAGAGAUAGUCUCGCUUCUUGACGACGAACACGAGGCUCUUCGUGUCGCCCAAACACCGCAGCAGAUCGCCAUACGACGGCCCAUUACGGGUGGCUCUGGGAAUGCCACACACACAGAGGGAGAAAAACGAGUGCACUGCCGUGCAUUCGUUUGGCGUUGCGCAUUCUCACCGGUAGAGGGACCGCAGCGACUUCUUGUUGCCUCAGACCCACUUGGUGAGAAACACUCCCUGGCCUCUGGUCACCGUACUGCCCUCAACCGGUGACUGCACAGCAAACGGACUGAUGUCAUGACAUGGCCACUGAUCGUCUCCCCGUGACAUUGACCUCACCGUCACGAGUGUGUGAAGCCGAGACUGCAUUGAAGGCAGGUCCGCCGCCAUAUCCACCUCAUUCGCCAGCUGACACAUCUCGAUGACCCUCUGGGUCUCCGCUCGAGUCAGCGAAUAGGCGGCGGUGCCACACUUGAGCAAAGCAGCCAUUCGGUCGCGCUCUGCACACAUCGGAAAACACCUUUGUAUGCAUUGCGUGUCUGUGUGUCCUUGGCCGUAUUCGGUUGUCACCUUGCUUCUCUUUAGCCUCGACUGCGGCCGCCAGGGGGUAGUUCUUCGGGGCCUCCUCGGUGGCUGGUGUCGUGACCCUGCCAAUCACACACACCACACGCUGUUGUGCGGCCGUCCUCUCAUGAGUCAUCUUGAGUGUCUUACCCGCAUCGUUUGGGCAAAGGAUGACGUUGUUGGCGGCAUGGAGGCGGAAGUCAUCAACGCACUGAGGAACACACAUCGGAUCUGAUCAGAUGAUGCCACAGCAGCAGCAGCGGCCUCUCUGCUUCUCACAUCUGCGCAGAACGAAUGGCCUGGUUAACACACACAGAUCAAGCAGACCACAUGAGCCAGUCAGCGCUCCUUGCCCUCCCCGCCCAGUGCUUCACUCACUCACCGCAUCUGAGCUGCCGAGGUUCGUUCUGUCCGCUGCUUGUGAAGCCAUUCGUGCAGAUCCCGCACAGCAGAUGCUGAUCGUCACCCGUGGCAGCCAUCACGCUUCCCGGCCGGCGAGCAGUUUCACGCAAUGUCCUAGGCGGCCUGGCGGCCAG
Messenger RNA from Vitrella brassicaformis, 1794 nucleotides. The record is from the annotation of a GenBank genome assembly. NCBI's taxonomy places the organism in Eukaryota, Vitrellaceae.